This is a messenger RNA of Andrographis paniculata, 1293 nucleotides long. RefSeq lists its product as uncharacterized. Gene Ontology annotation, biological process: ubiquitin-dependent protein catabolic process. Gene Ontology annotation, molecular function: ubiquitin protein ligase activity; ubiquitin-like protein conjugating enzyme binding. The transcript has 2 exons. The record is from RefSeq and is a predicted model, not a curated record. Gene Ontology annotation, cellular component: endoplasmic reticulum. NCBI's taxonomy places the organism in Eukaryota, Viridiplantae, Streptophyta, Magnoliopsida, Lamiales, Acanthaceae. The coding region runs from base 322 to 984 and encodes 220 amino acids.
UGGUUAUUCGCUUUUCCGAUCCCACUGACUGAUGUUGUCACUUGUCAGUCUGUCAGUCCCCUAAAAUCCAUCACUAGAUUCAUUCAUGCACACAUUGGAGAAUUGAGCUGCAGUUUUAGUUUGUUGCUUGGAGUUUGGAUCUAUACAGCGAAUCUCUGCUGUUCUGGUUUACUUACGUAUUAGCUCGCCUUUUUGUGAGUAUUAUAGGGUUUUUGAGUUCGGAUUAUCUAUAAUUUCUGGUGUUUUGGACGUAUUUGGUAAGUUAUUAGCUAUUUAGUGGUUCGGUGAUUCGGACUUUAGAGAUUUUUCAAGUGAUUCCUCAUGGACUGUGCGAUUGAUGAAUCAAUGGAUGUCCCUUGCUCAUCAGAGGUAGUGAGUGACACCGGGAACUUCGAAUGCAACAUCUGUUUCGAAUUGGCAUUUGAUCCGAUUGUGACCCUCUGCGGUCAUCUUUACUGCUGGCCUUGCCUUUGCCAAUGGCUUCAACUGCAUUCUCAUUCUCACGAAUGUCCUGUUUGCAAGGCCAUUGUGCAAGAGGAGAAGCUAAUCCCUAUCUAUGGAAGGGGCAAAACAGUUUCAGACCCGAGAUCCCAACCAGUCCCUGGAAUUACCUUCCCAUGUCGGCCAUCGAGGCAGAGACCUCAAACUCCUCCGCGUGUGGAUGUUAAUUAUGCCCGACCUAAUGAUCUCGAUCCCAUUACAGGACUAAUGCCAAUGGCAGCUGCAAGAUUCGGCCAUCAGACUCUGUCUGCGCUUUUUGGCAUCCUGCCCACCAUUUUUAACCUUCAGGUAAAUGGAUAUCAUGAUGCUACCGUAUAUGGAACUACUUCUGGUGUCCCGUACUUGUUCUCUAGUUCCUUUAGUGGCGACUAUGUUCAUGGAUUUCAUAACUAUUCACCUCCCGUAGAAUGGAAAUCUGUUGCUUGGAAGGUAAUAUUUGUCCUCGUUGCUUUUUUCAUACUCGUGCAUCUAUUACUCGGAUGAAGUUUGUUGCUCGACACGGUUGGAUUUCCCUGCAAUGCAACUGUAUAUUAUAUAAUACGGCAAUCCUCCAUUUGCUUGUGAAACUGCAUUGUGUGCCAAGACAAGGUUGAGGAUUUUAGGUUGUUUUUGUGUUCCCAACAUUUGUAGGCAUACGAUUCACAUUUGCUCGGUAGUUUGUUGUCUUAUCUGUCUGAACGAGGAUCCAUAGUUAGCUUCAGGGAAGACUGUACCUGAUGAAAUACGUAUGUAUUUUGAACUUAUAGUUAAAAAGCCUACUUUUUAUAACAUUUGUGACUUGAAUGAUCUUAA